AUGGCUCGAACAAAUCAAACUGAGGAAACCAACCACGAUAAAUAUGAGGAAGAAGAACUCUUAUUUCCAUAUGGAAAAAAUCACUCCGGUAAAGAUAAUGGGGAUGAUGGUGCUUCGGAUGAUCAUCAUCAUCAUCAUCAUCAUCAUCCUCAUAAUCAUGACUCUGAUGAUGAAGAAACUCCGGAUGAUGAUGAUGCUUCGGACGACCCAUCGGAUCGUGAUGAUGAUGAUGAUGAAGAUGAUGAUGAUGAUGAUGAAGAUGAUGAUGAUGAUGAUGAUGAUGAUGAUGAUGAUGAUGAUGAUGAUGAUGAUGAUGAUGAUGAUGAUGAUGAUGAUGAUGAUGAUGAUGAUGAUGAUGAUGAUGAUGAUGAUGAUGAUGAUGAUGAUGAUGAUGAUGAUGAUGAUGAUGAUGAUGAUGAUGAUGAUGAUGAUGAUGAUGAUGAUGAUGAUGAUGAUGAUGAUGAUGAUGAUGAUGAUGAUGAUGAUGAUGAUGAUGAUGAUGAUGAUGAUGAUGAUGAUGAUGAUGAUGAUGAUGAUGAUGAUGAUGAUGAUGAUGAUGAUGAUGAUGAUGAUGAUGAUGAUGAUGAUGAUGAUGAUGAUGAUGAUGAUGAUGAUGAUGAUGAUGAUGAUGAUGAUGAUGAUGAUGAUGAUGAUGAUGAUGAUGAUGAUGAUGAUGAUGAUGAUGAUGAUGAUGAUGAUGAUGAUGAUGAUGAUGAUGAUGAUGAUGAUGAUGAUGAUGAUGAUGAUGAUGAUGAUGAUGAUGAUGAUGAUGAUGAUGAUGAUGAUGAUGAUGAUGAUGAUGAUGAUGAUGAUGAUGAUGAUGAUGAUGAUGAUGAUGAUGAUGAUGAUGAUGAUGAUGAUGAUGAUGAUGAUGAUGAUGAUGAUGAUGAUGAUGAUGAUGAUGAUGAUGAUGAUGAUGAUGAUGAUGAUGAUGAUGAUGAUGAUGAUGAUGAUGAUGAUGAUGAUGAUGAUGAUGAUGAUGAUGAUGAUGAUGAUGAUGAUGAUGAUGAUGAUGAUGAUGAUGAUGAUGAUGAUGAUGAUGAUGAUGAUGAUGAUGAUGAUGAUGAUGAUGAUGAUGAUGAUGAUGAUGAUGAUGAUGAUGAUGAUGAUGAUGAUGAUGAUGAUGAUGAUGAUGAUGAUGAUGAUGAUGAUGAUGAUGAUGAUGAUGAUGAUGAUGAUGAUGAUGAUGAUGAUGAUGAUGAUGAUGAUGAUGAUGAUGAUGAUGAUGAUGAUGAUGAUGAUGAUGAUGAUGAUGAUGAUGAUGAUGAUGAUGAUGAUGAUGAUGAUGAUGAUGAUGAUGAUGAUGAUGAUGAUGAUGAUGAUGAUGAUGAUGAUGAUGAUGAUGAUGAUGAUGAUGAUGAUGAUGAUGAUGAUGAUGAUGAUGAUGAUGAUGAUGAUGAUGAUGAUGAUGAUGAUGAUGAUGAUGAUGAUGAUGAUGAUGAUGAUGAUGAUGAUGAUGAUGAUGAUGAUGAUGAUGAUGAUGAUGAUGAUGAUGAUGAUGAUGAUGAUGAUGAUGAUGAUGAUGAUGAUGAUGAUGAUGAUGAUGAUGAUGAUGAUGAUGAUGAUGAUGAUGAUGAUGAUGAUGAUGAUGAUGAUGAUGAUGAUGAUGAUGAUGAUGAUGAUGAUGAUGAUGAUGAUGAUGAUGAUGAUGAUGAUGAUGAUGAUGAUGAUGAUGAUGAUGAUGAUGAUGAUGAUGAUGAUGAUGAUGAUGAUGAUGAUGAUGAUGAUGAUGAUGAUGAUGAUGAUGAUGAUGAUGAUGAUGAUGAUGAUGAUGAUGAUGAUGAUGAUGAUGAUGAUGAUGAUGAUGAUGAUGAUGAUGAUGAUGAUGAUGAUGAUGAUGAUGAUGAUGAUGAUGAUGAUGAUGAUGAUGAUGAUGAUGAUGAUGAUGAUGAUGAUGAUGAUGAUGAUGAUGAUGAUGAUGAUGAUGAUGAUGAUGAUGAUGAUGAUGAUGAUGAUGAUGAUGAUGAUGAUGAUGAUGAUGAUGAUGAUGAUGAUGAUGAUGAUGAUGAUGAUGAUGAUGAUGAUGAUGAUGAUGAUGAUGAUGAUGAUGAUGAUGAUGAUGAUGAUGAUGAUGAUGAUGAUGAUGAUGAUGAUGAUGAUGAUGAUGAUGAUGAUGAUGAUGAUGAUGAUGAUGAUGAUGAUGAUGAUGAUGAUGAUGAUGAUGAUGAUGAUGAUGAUGAUGAUGAUGAUGAUGAUGAUGAUGAUGAUGAUGAUGAUGAUGAUGAUGAUGAUGAUGAUGAUGAUGAUGAUGAUGAUGAUGAUGAUGAUGAUGAUGAUGAUGAUGAUGAUGAUGAUGAUGAUGAUGAUGAUGAUGAUGAUGAUGAUGAUGAUGAUGAUGAUGAUGAUGAUGAUGAUGAUGAUGAUGAUGAUGAUGAUGAUGAUGAUGAUGAUGAUGAUGAUGAUGAUGAUGAUGAUGAUGAUGAUGAUGAUGAUGAUGAUGAUGAUGAUGAUGAUGAUGAUGAUGAUGAUGAUGAUGAUGAUGAUGAUGAUGAUGAUGAUGAUGAUGAUGAUGAUGAUGAUGAUGAUGAUGAUGAUGAUGAUGAUGAUGAUGAUGAUGAUGAUGAUGAUGAUGAUGAUGAUGAUGAUGAUGAUGAUGAUGAUGAUGAUGAUGAUGAUGAUGAUGAUGACGAUGUUGUUGAUAUUGAAGUUGUUGUUGAUGAUGAUGCUUCAGUUUGGGACUGUAUUGACGUUAAGGAUGAAGAUGACAGUGAGUCUGCUGUCGAUCUUCAUGAUCAGGAUCUUGUGCAUGAUGUUUACGACCAUGGUGAUUAG
Messenger RNA from Fasciola hepatica (liver fluke), 2772 nucleotides. NCBI's taxonomy places the organism in Eukaryota, Metazoa, Platyhelminthes, Trematoda, Plagiorchiida, Fasciolidae. The record is from the annotation of a GenBank genome assembly.